CAUUACAUGAGGAAUAUCACAGAUAUAUUUCAGUAUUUUAACAGAGAGUUCAUCAUACCCAGUUGCUUUUUUGCAAGUAUAUGAUUUUAUCUGUUUGAUGACGAAAUCUAUCGAGAUAUUUGAGAAGUAAAGUAAAUCACCGUUUGUUUGUUUACGGUUGUAGCCAAGGAGCUUCUCAACUGGUUGUAGCCCCAUGCACUUUCCUCACUACCCUUUUUUUUUAUCAAGGCUAUGUGCACGAUCUAUUCUUAUUAGCAGUGUUUGCUUUGCUCCGCCCCCAACACAUUCAACUCAUCCGUGCUGUGCCGCGUGAAAUGGCUUGUUCAAUCGAAUGAGAAACCCCUGUAUGCACUCCGAAGAACUAGACAAGCCUCUCUGAACACGGUGUAGAAGCCUACGUCGAUCUCGGUCGCGAUGGGUCGCUCAGUGGCCUCGGCGACGCUCCGUUGUUUGAUGAGCUCGGAAUGGAAGGGGCUUGCGACCAAGGGAGAAAGGGAUGCGAUGGCGGUGACGAUGCUCUCAAUGAGACGCUACUCGAGUUUUGAGAGAUUUGCUUCGAAGUCAAAGUGGACACAAGGACAAACGCUGUCACGAUGGCCACUCGCCUCAGCCUCGCUAGACAGUAGCUCGUUACAGGUUUUUUCAGUUGGGAAUGUGAAGAAAACGAGUGUACAUGAACUUCAUCGACUCUUAAUGGCUCACAAAUUUGACUAUGUCCGCUUUGAGCAGAGCGACAUGCAUGGACUGGCAAAAUGCAAACUGGUGCCAAUAAACCACUUCCGGAGCAAGAUGAACAAAGGUAUCAACUUUUCGUUAAGUCACAUGAUUAAAGAUCCCAACGGAACAAAAGUUUGCGGGACAGGUCUAUGGUAUGAGAAAGGGAUGGGAGAUGGGAUAGGAGUGCCCGAUCUAUCGUCAUUUAGGGUGUUACCUGGUGUGACAGUGCUGCCAGAGUCAUCGUUGAUCUCACUGAGGAUGGUGUUCCUCUGAACGCGCAUCCCCGGAACAUCGCUCGCCGACAGAUUGAAGAGUUGGACUCCAUGGCGCUGUCCAUCUUGGCAGCUCAUGAAUUUGAAUUUGUCGUGGAGGACGAGAAGGAUCGUAUGCCUAUCUUCGACGGCAUGAACUGCGGAUACUUGAUGAAUAUCUCUCGCGCAGAGUUGCUCGUUCAACAGUUCGCACGAGACUUGCCUCAGAUGGGGCUAAACGUAGAGACCCUGGAGAGUGAAGCAGGAGCAGGGCAAUUGGAGAUCACCUACCGACCCACCACUGGUCUCACCAUCGGGGAUAACGGAUAUACCUUGAAAACAUCCAUCAAAGAGAUCUGCCAGAGACAAGGUUACGUCGCGUCUUUCCGCUCUAAACAUUCCAAAGAUUGUACAUCGUCAUCCCACUUUUGCCACUCCCUGUGGGACAGCAGCAACACGACGUCUCUCCUCUACGAUCCGCAGCAUCCGCAGAGGCUGUCAACACUUGGACAGCAUUGGUUGGCAGGGCUUAUCCGCCAUGCUCCUGCCUUGACGCUUCUGAUGUGCCCUACCAUCAACUGCAUCCACCGUCUCGGCACCACCGUAGUAACACCUACAACGGCAUCAUGGGGUGUGGACAACCGCUCUUGUGCCUUCCGACUGAGUCAGCCGCCGAAAGACAACAACCCGGACUCGUUUUUCAUAGAGAAUCGGAUGGGUGGGGCAGGGAGUAACCCUUACCUCACAAUGGCGGCUACCAUAGCUGCUGGUAUCGACGGCAUCCGGAACCAGAUCCCUCUCCCAGCACCAGUCCAAGGCAUGGCGUCCACCACGGCACCAUGCCCCCAUGACACCAACCAGAACCUUCCAAGGACCAUGCAGGAAUGCUUGGAUGCCUUCCAAGCUGAUGACGUCAUACUUGACGCCAUGGGACCAGAGUUUGUUCAGUGUUUCACGGCCCUAAAGGAGGAGGAGAUGAGAUUACAUCAGAAAGCUGCAGAAAAUGGUGAUCAUUCGUGGCAUUACUCAUUUGUGGAGCAUGUCUAACUAUAGAUCCAGAUGUAUUUUCAACUUUAAUUGUUGUAAUUGAUAAAACAAUCCAGUGUCCACAAUUAGUCUGAGUACAGAUUUAACAUUAUGCUCCGUGUCAAAACUAAAUGUAUUUUGACUGUUUCAUGUGAAACACCUUCUAAGUAAUAACCCACCAAACUGUAUGAAUAAAGAAUUAUACUCGGUCACGGUAUUCAACAUGGCAUUAGUCAUUUGUUGAACACAAUAUUCCACAAAAGAUCGACAAGACCAGCCGUUAUAAGCAUAAUUAUUCUAACAGGGUUUCAGCAUUUGUUCCUUGUCAUACCUGUCAAACCUACAUGGAAUAACUGCUUCUUAUAAAGUGCCUUCUCAGUACUAACACACCAAACACUAUGAAUAAAGUAUUAUCCUCGGUCAUUGUAUUCAACAACGAUUCUGUACUCUACAUUGCACAUUCUUCACUAUGUAAUUAUUAUUUUAUGUUGUAUGAAGUAUUAUAAUUCUCGUCAUCCUUUCAACAAUUUGUAUUCAAAAGGAUAACAACUAUUUCCGAAAAAUCCCCCUAAGGCCUGUUGAAAUGUGUGAACGUGACAAUGUCGUAUUAAGAAUCCGAAUAAGAUUUCUGUUAUGUUUAUGGUUUACCCAAUAGGGGGUUCAAAUUGCCCUUGAGUUGAAUUUUUUAAGAAAAUAGUUAUGUUAUUUCAUGUUAUAUCU
Molecule: messenger RNA, 2714 nt
Organism: Strongylocentrotus purpuratus (purple sea urchin)
Lineage: Eukaryota; Metazoa; Echinodermata; Echinoidea; Camarodonta; Strongylocentrotidae
Product: lengsin
Exons: 2
Coding region: 1041-2015 (324 amino acids)
Cellular component (GO): membrane; cytoplasm
Molecular function (GO): glutamine synthetase activity
Source: RefSeq, a predicted model, not a curated record